CUUAUGUUUUGCUUUCUCCUUUCCAAAACACAAACAAAAACCCUUGUUUUUCGAAAGAGAGAGGUAACAGCUCUCCACCUCCUUGAGUUAUAAUGGCGAAGCGCGAGCUUUCCAGUACUUUGAAGAACCUAAAGUUCAUGCAAAGGGGAGCUCCAAAAGUAGAAAAAGCUAAACAAGAAGAAGAAGUUGCCGUAGAGGUUACAGAAGUUGCCAACGUCUCUUCACCCAAUAAUACCCAAAAGAAAAAAUGUGUUGUCAUAAUAGAAGGGAAUCCCCAUCCAGGUUCGGUGAAAGGAAGGAUGUCAUUUCAAAGUUUUAAUCCUGUAAUCGAUAAAUUGAAUGAAGAAGCAGCAAAUCCCGGUCAAUCACAAAUGCCCUCUCCUAGUUCUGAUGGAAAAGCACCUGAUAGAGAAAAUGGAUCCUUGCGAGCGGAAUCUGAUAGGGCAAGUGUAGCUAAACUCGAUGGUUAUUAUGAAGACGACGAUGAAUGUGUCACUGAGAUUCAGCAACCAAAUAAACCUCCAAAAGAUCUUCGUGGUGGGCGUGGCCAACGAUCUGAGAACAACAGUAGAGGUUCUCAUAAGAAGCAAAAACGUGAGAAACUGAACUGGAAUCAUCUUAGACCGCCAAAGGCUCAGAAAAGACAGGAUUGAGCUCUUAACAGGUUUGAACGAGUUCGUUCAUUGAUCCAAAAUGAUAUGUAGCAAUCCUCAAGUAAAGAAGUAGUAAUUGGACAGGAAUGCACUCAUUACAGAGUUGACUCUCUUCUCAUUCCAUACUGACAGAGAUGAUAAAUGAAAGGAUGAUAUACUCUUUCAAUCACUUUUGCAUCUGCAUCAUCCAAGCUUCAGCAGGAUAUGUUGUGUAUAAAAAAAACAGAGAAUAGAAGCCAAGUGUGGCCGUAUGGGUAAUUGGAGGCAGAUGGGCAAAAACCGACCUAAAAUACCCGUGGUCAUCAAAGCUCCACCCACAUCGGUUGCCUUGUCUUCUGCCGAAGUAAUUAGUUGUCUUUUAUGCGAAAGCUUGUUUUGUAGUCUACAAGUGUGUUUAUUUUUUAUUUUUUUUCUUUUGAUGCAUGCUUGUAGAAGUGUCAAAUUUUGGCUGAUUGUGGAAUCCGGAGCCAACUAAAUGGUGAAUUCUGAAAAGUAACAUGGAUACUUAUAUGGCAUUUAGAGUUCAAAAAA
Molecule: messenger RNA, 1184 nt
Organism: Papaver somniferum (opium poppy)
Lineage: Eukaryota; Viridiplantae; Streptophyta; Magnoliopsida; Ranunculales; Papaveraceae
Exons: 6
Coding region: 93-653 (186 amino acids)
Biological process (GO): maturation of 5.8S rRNA
Source: RefSeq, a predicted model, not a curated record